AUGACAGCAAAGGCAAUGCAGGGCACAGGCACCCUACACGCGCAGAUGCAGGAAGAGAAGAUUGGGCUUCUUCGUAAAGUAGCGCCUGUGCACUCGGGGCCACUGAGAAGGCGCACGCGAUUCCUCAAAGCUUUGCAUUACUUCGAGAUACGCUCGUCCGUGCUACUCCUCUACAAAUCACGAAGCAAGCGUGCCAACCCAGGGUUUUUAGAGUCACUGUUUUCCAAGUCGGGAGAUGCGGACUCCAUCGACUCGGAGAUCAUCCAGGCUGCGUCAAGCCGGGGGCAGUGGGAUGCUGCCUUCGAUAUGUCUGGCGCGAAAGUGACAGCGCUCUCGGCCGACGAGAAGGGAGGAAAUAGUUUCCCCUUCAGAAUUUCAUUUGAGGGGAUAUUCGUGCUGAGCGUGAGCGUUAUCGAUGCAUGCGACAAGGAUUCGCCACAACGCAGCCUGUACCUGACGGCGGCAUCUGCCGAAUCGAGGUCGGAGUGGCUCCAUCACUGCACGCGGGCUGCGAGAAGUCUCUCCAGGGCAGACUUUGAGCCACUCAAGACAGUUGGCAAGGGGCAGUGGGGGAAGGUUUUUCUCGUUCGGAAGACAUCCGGGCCAGUGGCAGGACGAGCUGCCGCGGACCCGGGCCUAGUGACCGGGACGGACAACGUGGAGCUUCUGGCACUGAAGGAGGUCCAGCUCGGAUCAAACACCAACAUCAACCACGUCCAGAAUGAGCGCCUCAUUAUGCAGGCGGUUCCGCCCCACCAGUUUGUCGUGGGCAUGCUGUACGCAUUCCGUACGCCCAGGUUCCUGUACUACGCACUCGACUUCAUGAAUGGCGGCGAUCUGUUCCGCCACUGGAGGAAGCACCGUAACAGACGCACAGAGAUGGCCCCCUUUUACGCUUCAGAGGUGCUUCUGGCGCUGGAGCACCUUCACAAGCACUGCGUCAUUUACCGGGAUCUCAAGCCCGAGAAUGUGCUCUUGGACUCGCAGGGACACAUUCGGCUGGCUGACCUGGGAUUGGCGAAGGUCCUCAAGAGCAAAGUGGAUAGAACAAGCAGCUUCUGUGGGACAGAGGCUUACCUCGCGCCGGAGAUGAUUCUGCGGCUACCAUACGGCUCGUCAGUGGAUUUCUGGCAGUAUGGGUGCUUCGUGUAUGAGCUGUACGCCGGACGAUCACCGUUCUGGCUGCCUCGCAAGCCUAGAAAGUUCAUUCGGGAAAACAUUCUGAAUGGCGUCUUCGCUUACCCAUCGGUUGUGCCGGAGGCAGCUAAGGACAUCACCGGGGCCUUGCUGCAGGUGACGGAGGCCCGACGACUUGGAUGUGGGAAGGACUUCGCAGCUUGGGACGAUGUGAAAAGGAAUGGGUUCUUCGCAAAUACGGACUGGGAAGCGUUGGCCCUCAAGAAGACCACACCGCCAGUCUUGCCAGCAGAUCCGGGAAAGGACAUGGUGAACAACUUCGACGACGACUUCACCAACCAAGCGGUGUUCUGGGGCAACGACGUGGACGCAAACGGAGCAAGCCCAGUGUUCUACGAAGGAGAAUUGGAAGGGUUUUCGUUCAUCAGGAACAACUUCAACGAGGUCGAGGGGAACGAGGACAAGCAGCUUGCAUAGUUAAAAGCCAGCCCGGUACCGGUAAAAUAUAACGACGUCGCCUACGAAGACGCUCUUAUAGCCACUUCCCUGCUGUCGGCACUGUCCUUGGAUGGUUGCGUAUUGGGAAAGUGCCUGCGCCUAAAUGAGAGACCUCGGCGCUCGGCAAUCACGAUCUGAAACCGAGGUUGGACCAUCCCAUUGAACAGGCGAAACAGCGAGAUGACGGAGUGUCGACGAAGUCAGCCCAUGGUGUGUAUUUCUUUCUCCGUAUGCAUUGCACUAGUGCCGGAACCAUGAGCAGUUGGUUUACCGUUGGGACGGGAAGGUCCACCUCAGCGACAUUUCGGAGCGUCAAGCGUGAUGCAUGUUUUGCUUAAGCGAAAGCAUUGAUAUUGCUUUAGUUCGUAGAGACGUGAUAUAAGUUGUGUUCUAAUACGUCAACAUGAGCGUUGGCUGUUGCUGGUUUGCGCCACGGCCGGGGUCGCCCGCGCAUUGAAUGACCAAAGGGGAGGCGGGUGUGUGCAUGCGCUGGAUAGUGUAGGGUGUUGAUGCAGCUGCUUUAGUGUUUUGUCAUUCUUCCCUGAAACAAAUAAAAAGAGCGCGAGUGGUAUGGAUACACUCCUUGGUGGAAAGAUUCUUCAUUUGUCGGUGUGGUUCCCCUCUGGUGCUUGUUGUCCGCCAGGACAAGGAAGCUUCCCUGUGCGUGUUUUCAUGUUCUUGCAACAUAUGCCAUAGUAUGCAUAGGGACGUACACCCCCGGCGCCUAGCGCUCCGACGCAUAGCAGUACUUGCUUAAUUCGAAAUAACG
Ectocarpus siliculosus is the source of this 2404-nucleotide messenger RNA. The record is from the annotation of a GenBank genome assembly. Lineage: Eukaryota; Phaeophyceae; Ectocarpales; Ectocarpaceae.